Molecule: messenger RNA, 378 nt
Organism: Adineta steineri
Lineage: Eukaryota; Metazoa; Rotifera; Eurotatoria; Adinetida; Adinetidae
Source: the annotation of a GenBank genome assembly
AUGGAUAGAAUGAAAGCACAGCAACAAACAUCAACAAAUAAAAAACGUCCAUCAACAUUUGCUGUUAAACGAACAACAACAUCAACAAUAGUUCAAGUUGAAAAAACACGUCGUGUUGCAGCUAAUGCACGUGAACGUCGCCGUAUGAAUGGUCUUAAUACAGCAUUUGAUCGUCUUCGAACUGUUUUACCAUCAUCAAUGUUUCAACAACAAAGACGUUUUUCAAAAUAUGAAACAUUACAAAUGGCUCAAAGUUAUAUUGCUGCACUUCAAUCAAUUUUACAACUAAAUACAUCAUCAUCAGAUAAUGAUCAAAGUCUUACAAAUGUAAGUAAUACAACAGAUGACGAUAUGGAUAAUCAAACUCAUGACUAUUAA